AUGUCUGGAACGGAUAUCGACAAAAAGAGCAUAGUAGCGAAAGUUGAUAUGGAGUUAAAAAAAGGUGGAACGUUCGACAAACUACGGAAACAAGUGACGGAACAACUAAAAAAUUCAGAAAUGCUUCAAAGAAUAGAGAAAGAAGCUCUGGAUAAUGUCGAUGAAAUUGUGAACACCUCUAAUUUAACAAGAGAAGAAAUACAAAGAAAAAUCCGUGGUUAUAUCGACAGCCAUCACAAAAUGCGUAAUGACAUUAAUCGACAGACCCGCGACGAACUGAAUAAGCCUUCCGUUCGAGAUAAACUACGAGAAGAAAUUGAACAAAAAGUAACUAAACAAUUGGAAGAUAUGGUAUAA
Molecule: messenger RNA, 357 nt
Organism: Caenorhabditis remanei
Lineage: Eukaryota; Metazoa; Nematoda; Chromadorea; Rhabditida; Rhabditidae
Exons: 4
Coding region: 1-357 (118 amino acids)
Source: RefSeq, a predicted model, not a curated record